GAACCGCUGUGGCCAUGGAGUCUGUGGAGACCCCUGUGAAGGACGGCAUCCUCUACCAACAGCACGUGAAGUUCGGCAAGAAAUGCUGGCGCAAACUGUGGGCUCUGCUGUAUGCGGGAGGCCCAUCCGGAGUAGCUCGGCUAGAAAGCUGGGACGUCCGUGAUGGAGGCCUGGGGCCAGCAGGUGACAGGUCCACAGGGCCUAGCCGUCGAGGGGAACGCCGGGUCAUACGCUUGGCUGACUGUGUAUCUGUUCUGCCGGCUGAUGGUGAGAGCUGUCCUAAGGACACUGGUGCUUUUCUGAUCACCACCACGGAGCGAACCCACCUGCUGGCUGCACAGCACCGUCAGUCGUGGAUGGAUCCCCUCUGCCAGCUGGCCUUCCCGGGUACUGGAGAAUGUUCCUCAGGAUCAGGACAGGCUGAGAGUCCAAAAAGGGGCUUUGUUCCCAUGGAGGAAAACUCUAUCUACUCCUCCUGGCAGGAAGUGGCUGAGUUUCCCGUGACAGUGCAGAGGACAGAGGCCACCGCCCGCUGUCAGCUGAAAGGACCCUACCUCCUGGUGCUGGGCCAAGAUGACAUUCAGCUGCGGGAGAGUUCCAAGCCGCAGGCCUGCUAUAGCUGGCCCUACCGUUUCCUGCGCAAGUUUGGCUCUGACAAGGGUGUGUUCUCUUUUGAGGCUGGCCGCCGCUGUGACUCAGGUGAGGGCCUCUUUGCCUUCAGUAGCCCGCGUGCACCAGACAUAUGUAGAGCGGUGGCUGCCGCCAUUGCCCGCCAGCGGGAGCGUCUUCCAGAGUUUGCCAUGUCCCCACCCUGUCCCCUGCCUCGGGCCCUCUCCCUGCCCUCCCUAGAACCCCCUGGAGAGCUUCGGGAGGUGGCCCCAGGAUUAGAGGUGGCCACUUCCAGAAAGCUGCCUCUAACUGAUCCUGGGCCUCAAAGCCUACCUCUGCUGCUCAGCCCCACACAAGAAGGAACAGCAUCCGGUCUCUAUGCAUCUGUGUGCAAACAGACCAGCAAGCACACAGGCCUGGUGGAGCACCUCUAUGAAAACGUGUGCAUGCUGGAGGCCAGCCCUGGGCUGUCCAAUGGGGGUCCUGAGGCCCAAGAGGGCCCUCCUGGUGGCCGCAGCCCCCUGGGCAGCCCCAUCUACCAUAACAGUGAGGAUCUAAGUUGGCCUGGCUCGGCCCCCGACAGCAAUCUGGAAGCCCAGUACCGGAGGCUGCUUGAGCUGGAGCUGGAUGAGGCUGGAGGUACUGGCCGCCCUGGAGCACAGGCAGGCAUCAAGGCCAAGCUGGUAACCCUGCUGACUCGUGAACGGAAGAAGGGCCCCGUCCCCUGUGACCGGCCCUGAAGGCCUGUGCAGCCACAGCAGGACAGAGGUGAUCUCCCAAAACCAGGAACAACUUCAAACAUAUCCUGUCUGCUCUGACCUGCGGGGACAAGCAAGGUGGCCUGGGGAGGAGCCACGCUCUGCCCUCCCUCUUUCCCUGAGACAGUCAGUGUAUAGAUUAACCAGUAAUAAAGCUUGCCUAUCAACUUCC
This is a messenger RNA of Arvicanthis niloticus (Nile rat), 1539 nucleotides long. It is a transcript of the gene Dok3, whose product is annotated as docking protein 3. Lineage: Eukaryota; Metazoa; Chordata; Mammalia; Rodentia; Muridae. Gene Ontology annotation, biological process: Ras protein signal transduction; cell surface receptor protein tyrosine kinase signaling pathway; positive regulation of MAPK cascade. The record is from RefSeq and is a predicted model, not a curated record. Gene Ontology annotation, cellular component: cytoplasm.